Molecule: messenger RNA, 1667 nt
Organism: Carya illinoinensis
Lineage: Eukaryota; Viridiplantae; Streptophyta; Magnoliopsida; Fagales; Juglandaceae
Product: BTB/POZ domain-containing protein At1g55760-like
Exons: 4
Coding region: 446-1435 (329 amino acids)
Molecular function (GO): protein binding
Source: RefSeq, a predicted model, not a curated record
UCUGAAACAAGCCAAAGCCAUUCCGCCAAUUACUACUCCCCAAUCCAACCCAUGCCCUGAAGUGCAGUAUAAGCCAACAAAGCACCACCAUACCCCCACUCUCCCCCCUCCCCCUUAUCUCAAAUAAACAAACAGAACUUCAAGCCAUGCAUCACCAUCAAUGGCUUAAAGCAACACCAACACCAAAACCCUUGCGUACCCGAAACCAUUAAUUAGAAAAAAAAAGAAAAAAAAAAAAAAAGAAACUUCAACCCAGUAUUGUUAAUGUCAUAUUGUUGUUUCUAACAAAGGGUCCAAAUAGACAAAAGAGUCCAAGUUAGAGUGCGAUUGUUUGGUUUCUUCCAUAUUAUGUGUGAUAACUGUGGUGGGAGUAAACCUGGGAAAGCCCGGAGAUUUCUUGUUGGAUUGCAUCCAUGAGAUCACUGUGGCACUUGCCUUCGCUAGGAUGAGUGAUUCUUCGGCUUACAAAGUUGAAACCACCUCUCGUCUCGCCCAAUGGAGAAUCGACAACUUGGCUUCCUGCACCUACCGCAAGUCCGAUCCUUUCAAGAUCGGAAAGUGGAAUUGGCAUUUAUCUGUGGAAAAGAAUCGCUUGCUGUUCGUUAAGUUAUACCCAGAGAUAUCGAAUCUAACAAGAGACUGUCCCCCGAUUGCGUCUUUCAUCAUCCGAGUGGUCAGUUCUGUGGGAGAUCGCAGGGCUUUGACUCAUCCAGAGAUAACAGACAAGAAACUCAAGAACAACGACGAUUUUGUCUGGGCGAUAGAGGUUCCAUUAACUGGGAAAUUCAUCAUUGACAUUGAAUUCCUUGAUUUGAAGAUAGCAGCUCCAGACGGUCGAGAACUUUGCUCUAUUUGGGCGGACGGAUUCACGCAGAAAAGAUCAAAUGUGACAGCUCUUGCAUCCCUUGGUCGAAUGUUGGCAGAAAGCAUUCACACAGAUAUCACAAUUAAUGCCUCUGAUGGAAGCAUUGGAGCCCAUCGUGCUGUUCUUGCUGCAAGAUCACCUGUUUUCCGCAGCAUGUUUUCUCACAACUUGAAGGAGAAAGAAAUGUCUUCCAUAGAUAUCUCCGACAUGACAAUCGAAGCUUGCCAGGCUUUUCUCAAUUACGUAUAUGGGAACAUUCAGCAUGAAGAUUUUCGGACCCACCGGCUGGCACUUCUUCAUGCAGCUGACAAAUAUGAUAUUUCUGACUUAAAAGAGGCUUGCCAUGAGAGUCUUCUAGAAGAUAUUGAUGCAAAAAAUGUACUUGAGAGGCUCCAGAAUGCAUCUCUAUAUCAAUUACCAAAACUGAAGACCAGCUGCAUGCGUUAUCUUGUGAAGUUUGGUAAGAUAUUUGACUUACGAGAUGAUUUCAAUGCCUUCUUGCAAUGUGCAGAUAGGGACCUGAUAGCGGAUAUCUUUCAUGAAGUUCUUGAUGCCUGGAAAGGAUUCUGAAACCUGCCACUCUGCCUACAAAAGUUAGGGUAGAAACAGGUCUGUUAAGCCAGUGUAUGUUGCCACGUCCAUGAAAGCGAGUUGGAAAGAUUAAUUUGGUGCGCAGAAUCUCUAUUUGUCAUGAUACAUACAAAUAUUGGUUUUCAUGACAGAGGAACACAUAUUCUUGAAUACACAUUGGUAAAUGGAAUGCAAUUAAUUUAUAAACUAUUGAUUUACAAUUUGGAAGAUA